Girardinichthys multiradiatus is the source of this 3036-nucleotide messenger RNA. It is a transcript of the gene siah1, whose product is annotated as siah E3 ubiquitin protein ligase 1. NCBI's taxonomy places the organism in Eukaryota, Metazoa, Chordata, Actinopteri, Cyprinodontiformes, Goodeidae. Bases 735 to 1595 code for a protein of 286 amino acids. The record is from RefSeq and is a predicted model, not a curated record. Gene Ontology annotation, biological process: multicellular organism development; proteasome-mediated ubiquitin-dependent protein catabolic process. Gene Ontology annotation, cellular component: cytoplasm. The transcript is spliced from 6 exons. Gene Ontology annotation, molecular function: ubiquitin conjugating enzyme binding; zinc ion binding; ubiquitin protein ligase activity.
GCUCAUGUUAGUAGCUCUGCUCAUGCUGAGCUAACAUUAUGUUCUAGAUUUUGCAAUUGCUAACUGUUAAUGUUGACACAAUGGGAAAAACGUUGUACCAGGUGCAAAUAAGGGGGAAGCAUUUCCUGGUGUGGAAAUGUCUAGAUAGACCUGGGUCACGGGAAUGUCUUUGAAUGCUUUUUUAAUGAGGUUAGGUCAAUCAGAUUUUGACGCACUUUAUUUUUUUUUUUUUCCAUUUAUGUAAUCGUUUUGUGCAGCGGUUUUGCAUUUUAAAAGUCACCCCGCUAUCACACGCCCCCUUCCUUCCGGGUGUCCCCGGCUCCUAACAACGCCCCUGGUGUCAUAUAGAUUCGUGCAGCGCGCGCUCCCGACAGAAAACUUGAGCGAGCGCGCCCCGGCUGCUAUUAAGCGCCUGGAGUCUGUCUGGGUUGGAUCCGAUGUGUUCAACAAGCAGACGGAGGAAAGACGACAAACUGGGAUCCUGGCUCUGUCUCCUCGUUGUUCACCUGCUCAGUGACCCGCUGUGAGCUGAAGGAGCUGUCUUUAGAGCUCUACUCCAGGGAAGGAGGUUCUUCCUGAAAAUAUUUCAGGUUUAAACGUGAUAAUUACCUGAAUUCCUGGAAGCUUUGCAGUGGGAUUAGAGCUCUGAAGCCUGCGUUUGGUUGAGUAUUUCCAGCUGAUAUUCAUAGGUCCCCACAUUUCAAGAUCAGACGAAAGCCUUCUUUGGAAAUCUUAUGGACGAAGAAAUGAGUCGCCAGACCGCCACCGCGCUGCCCACAGGAACCUCCAAGUGCCCCCCCUCUCAGCGCGUGCCCACCCUGUCAGGCACCACGGCCUCCAACAGCGACCUGGCCAGCCUGUUCGAGUGUCCAGUCUGCUUCGACUAUGUGCUGCCCCCCAUCCUGCAGUGUCAGUCCGGACACCUGGUGUGUUCCAACUGCCGGCCCAAGCUUACCUGCUGUCCCACCUGCAGAGGCCCCCUGGGCUCCAUCAGGAACCUGGCCAUGGAGAAGGUGGCCAACUCGGUCCUGUUCCCCUGUAAGUACGCCUCAUCGGGUUGCGAGGUCACGCUGCCGCACACCGACAAGACGGAGCACGAGGAGCUGUGCGAGUUCCGGCCGUACUCCUGCCCCUGUCCCGGCGCCUCCUGCAAGUGGCAGGGAUCCCUGGAUGCCGUCAUGCCGCACCUGAUGCAUCAACACAAGUCCAUCACCACUCUGCAGGGGGAGGACAUCGUGUUCCUGGCGACGGACAUCAACCUUCCGGGCGCCGUGGACUGGGUCAUGAUGCAGUCCUGCUUCGGCUUCCACUUCAUGCUGGUCCUGGAGAAGCAGGAGAAGUACGACGGACACCAGCAGUUCUUCGCCAUCGUCCAGCUCAUCGGGACUCGCAAGCAGGCCGAGAACUUCGCCUACCGGCUGGAGCUAAACGGCCACCGGCGCCGGCUCACCUGGGAGGCCACGCCCCGCUCCAUCCACGAGGGCAUCGCCACGGCCAUCAUGAACAGCGACUGCCUGGUGUUCGACACGUCGAUCGCGCAGCUGUUCGCCGAGAACGGAAACCUGGGCAUCAACGUCACCAUCUCCAUGUGCUGAGAAUGUUCCACAGACUAGUGUCAGAGUGCAAGAUUGCUGGGGAAGGGGCUGUUAUUAUAGAGGGUCCAGUCAGUUAGGAGCCCAUGGCCCCUCCCUCUCUCGGCUACACCCCUGAGACGAGGAACUGGACUGUGUUCGGGCAGCACUGAAGGCCCAGGGGUGUCGGAUGGAUGAGUGGAUGGAUGGAUGAAUGGAUGGAUGCGUGCAGUGCAUUAAAAAACAAGGACGUAACUGUGUAGUGAGGACUUCUUAACAAACACUCGUGUGAGACUCGUGCACGCGCAUGUGUCAUAAACCCAGAGUCAAAGUGAGAAGGUGUUCAGACUUUCUGUUUGUCCUCUCCGCCUCAGAUGUUUUGUUUUCUUCCAUGCUCUCAUGUUAAUGUCCCGUUCUCCUCUGAGCUUCUCCUCAGACCUCUUCAGACAUUUCAGGAUGAGGAAUCGUCUCUGCGUCCUCGGUCUCCCUAAAGACGAUCCGACCUAGAAGCUAGCCUGCUACCUAGCUUGUCCCUUUCCCUUAAUUUUUCUCCUCCGGCUGCUCCCGUCGCUCCAGCAGGAACUUCGGUCCCUUAAAACGUUGUUCCAAAUUUUCCUCCUCCUUCCUGACUGGCAUGAUUCCGGUAGCAGCAACUGUAGCAGUCAUCUGUGUUACGUGGACAGCUGCAGUUCCCCGACCGGAACCGCAGGAGCUCACCUGGUCUCCACCCAGAGCAGGUCAUAAGGUUGCAAACCGAACCCCAGCUGCUUUUUCCGUAGUUUCUGAUGGAUUCACUGGCAGGAUUGUUUCUUGGAUUUAAGGAGGAGCACAUCUCCAUCAGCCUGGAUUAUAGAACAUUUAUUUUAGUUUAGAAAGUUCUCUGCAGUUCGGACCGGGAUGAGUUGAGGGCCAACCCGAGGGAAACGCUGCAUUUCAGUUUGCUUUAGGCUUUUAUUUCAUGGGUUUGUUUUAAUGUUUUUAGUUUUUGUCUGAGAGGACGAAGAACUCCGGCUGUCUGUGUGAGGGAACUCCAACCUGCUCCUCUUACCUCCUGUGUCGCUCUCAGCCACCCAUCCAACACCCAACCAGGAACGAGGGACACUUUCUACUGUUAAAGCAUUGCUGUUAUAAAUAAAUAAAAAUAUCAUAAUUCUCAUUUUUUUGUAUUGAAUUUUAAGAAUUAAAAGGCGGUUGUAAAACUUGUGGCUAAACUUCAGUGUUUGUAGUUGAAAAAAAACGUCUGUUGUUCUCUGAAGGUUUGUUUUCCAGAGUUGGGCUGUCUUCAUCUCUGUCCUCCUGUGUGUGAACUCUUUCUGUUCUACCUUUUUCCUUUCUUCUCUGUGGAGGUCGAUCCCGUCUCCCUCGUUCUUCUCGUGGAGUCUCGGUAAUGUUGCUGCUCUUCCUCAGAAGCUCCAUGACUUCUUUCUGUUUUCAUUUGUCAUUAAAUAAAUCUAUCUUUUUCAUA